GAGACGGUGCUGCCGAUAUUGCGCAAUUUACGCAGAGCGAGUGUGGCUGUGGUAGUGUAAUCCAAAUGCUGCUGUUGCUGCUGCUAAAUCUAAUCAUCAUCAUCACCACCACCACCAACCAGCAGCAUCAUCAUUGCCGUAAUUAUCAUCAGCGACUUUAUCAUUAGGACGCUGGUUAAUCAGCCAUCGUCAUCAUCACCACCACCACCACCGCAAACGGCACCGUGAUCACAACCAUCGGUUUUGUAUUCGCGCGAGCGGCACUGUUAACGAGCUCGAAUUUGUUCAAUGCCAUUCGAGUCAACGCGAUUGCAAGAGAUUCUCAAGACGGGGUCAAGUCAGCCCGCGCUGCUCUUUGCCGGGAGAUCACGGGCGCGGAGAGCAUCAAGGGACAAGGCUGCGAGCGAUAAGGGCAAAGCGGAAGCCUUGACUACCCAUCUUCGCUGGCACCAGCCCUCUCCUCUCCUCCUCUCAGCGGUCCCCCCGUGUCCUCUCCACGUCGUGGUGGCCGGGAGAACUUCGGAACUUCUGAUCGACGCGGCCUCUUGAUCCGCCCGCUUUGCAACCAGCGUCGGAGUGUGGGUUUCGGCCGGGUCCGGGGAGUGCAACUCAUGAAAUUCUAAAAGUGUGGCGGGGUUGUCGGAAUGAGGAGCGAGGGAGGCAUGCUGGGCAUGCUGCUGUGUGGGACCGCCUUGCUUGCGACGUCGUGUGGAAUGAGUCGUCAGCGUUCCCUGGCCGAGGACCGUCUGUUUCGGGUGCUGUUCACGGGCUACAGCCGCUGGUCGCGACCCGUGCCCAACAUCACCGACAUCGUGAGCAUCACCUUUGGCCUGUCCAUCGCUCAGCUCAUCGAUGUGGAUGAAAAGAAUCAGAUGAUGACCACAAACGUGUGGUUAAAACAGGAAUGGGAUGACUACAAGCUCCAGUGGAACCCCGCCGAUUACGAAAACGUCACGUCCAUCCGCGUGCCCUCCGAGCUCAUAUGGGUCCCCGACAUCGUCCUCUACAACAACGCGGACGGCGACUUCGCCGUGACCCACAUGACCAAGGCGCACCUCUUUCACACGGGCCGCGUGCGCUGGAAGCCGCCCGCCAUCUACAAGAGCUCCUGCAGCAUCGACGUCACCUUCUUCCCGUUCGACCAGCAGAACUGCACCAUGAAGUUCGGCUCGUGGACCUACGACAAGGCCAAGAUCGACCUCGUGAGCAUGGCCAGGGACGUGGACCUCAAGGACUACUGGGAGAGCGGCGAGUGGGCCAUCGUGCACGCCGUGGGCACGUACAACACCAAGAAGUACGACUGCUGCCCGCAGAUCUACCCCGACAUCACCUACUCGUUCAUCAUCCGCCGCCUGCCGCUCUUCUACACCAUCAACCUCAUCAUCCCGUGCCUGCUCAUCUCGUGCCUCACCGUGCUCGUCUUCUACCUGCCCUCGGACUGCGGCGAGAAGAUCACCCUGUGCAUCUCCGUGCUGCUGUCGCUCACCGUCUUCCUGCUGCUCAUCACCGAGAUCAUCCCGUCGACGUCGCUCGUCAUCCCGCUCAUCGGCGAGUACCUCCUCUUCACCAUGAUCUUCGUGACGCUCUCCAUCGUCAUCACGGUGUUCGUGCUCAACGUGCACCACCGCUCGCCGGCGACGCACGGCAUGCCGCGCUGGGUGCGUCGCGUCUUCCUCGACCGCGUGCCGCGUUGGCUCGUCAUGCGCCGCCCUCCCCUUCAGCAGCGGCGCGCCGAGCUCCUCCUGGCCCGCACCGCGCGCCCGCCGUGCGCACUCGGCGGGCAGCGCAACCACCACAAGGCGCGUCACCAUCACCAGCACUACCAAGAGCAACAGCAGCAUCACCUCCAGCAUCAACCGCACCACCACUUCCUCCUGCCGGAGCAGCUGAGCGUCUUCCACGACGAGCGUCCGCCGCCCCGCGGGAACGAUGCGGGCUGCCCCCCGCCGCUCCCCCGCUGCUGCGCGUGCCCGGGCGUCGAGGCCACUGCCGUGACCACGUGGGGCACGAGCCACGGCGACGGCGAGUGGCUGCACGAGCGCGAGCGGCAGCGCCACGUGGCGCAGGAGCUCGAGGCGCGUCUGGAGCACGGCGGUGGCUGCUGGGCCGUGCCGGUGGGCGCGGGGCCCGGGGCGACGCCGUGCGAGCUGGGCACGCGCGAUGCCGGCAAGCCAGAGCCACCGUGGCCGGGCGGGUGCGCGUGCCGCUGCGCGUGCGGGGAACAGCAGCAGCAUACGCAGCAGGAUGAGAAGGAGGAGGUGGAGGAGGUGGAAGAGGAGGAGGUGGAGGAGCAGGAGGAGGAAGAGGCCGCGGCUUCUUCACAGCCGCCGCCGUUAGCGCGGCCACUGCGGCCACCGCGACCUCCCCGGCCGAUUGGUGCUGGCGGUGCAGGGGGUGCAGUACAUCGCCAACCACCUGCGCGCCGAGGACGCGCACCUCUCGGUGAAGGAAGACUGGAAGUACGUGGCCAUGGUGAUCGACCGCAUCUUCCUCUGGGUCUUCGUCGUCGUGUGUCUGCUGGGCACGGUGGGGCUCUUUCUUCCACCGUGGCUCGCCGGCAUGAUAUAACCUCCUCCCGUCUCAGCUCUCUCCUCGUCGUCCUCCGCCUCCGCCUCUACCUCGUCGCGUUUGGACGAUGAUAGGUUGAGCAAUGGAGAGGCGCGCGCCGGAGUCUCUUUACCGGAAGACCCAAAGAAUGUGAAGAAAAGGCCCCAAUCUGUGGGUGUGUGUGUUGGUGGGUGAACACCCCUCCCAAAGAGGAACUGGGGACUCCGAAGAUCGUAGCUUAACACCGUGGCCACCAACAUCAAUCAAUCGACCGAUCGUUCACGGUCAUCUUCAAGCAGGUGGGAGACGCAUGAAUUCGUUGUGAAAUGCAGAAUUUGGACAAUUGAAGUAACGGGGAGUUUUACGUACGGCGGAAUGUUUUCGUGUAACUCCGCGGUUUAAAGAUUCCCUUGUAAUUGUUAAAAGUCUGUAGGGGAUUUUUGUGUGCAAGGUUAGUCCACGGACUAUUUGAGUGAGCUAUUUACCUGUAAUUGACUUUUUUCAUAUACAGCAGGAUGCAAUUAGCUACGGGAAAUAUAUUUACAGCACUUGGUGUGCACCGCUAUGCACCAGCCAUGGACUCAACUCUCAUCCCUUUCACCAACCCACACUGUGCAGCGAUCAGACGUGUGCUUCAACGACCCCCCCCCCCAUGACUGAAGCGGUUUGGGGAGGCCUUCAUCCAGCAGUGGAGUGACAAAGGGCAGUCAAUUAUACGUCGUUAUGACUUUUCGCAUCGUUACCACGCUGUUAUAUUGCAGCAAAUGGUCAAGUGAGGAUCUUUGUACUCACUCACGCUUUCAAGAAUGUAAAGGGAGCAGCAGCCACGGAAUGGAACGCAUCCGAGAGUGUGUCACGUCCACAGCGGAGAUGGAGCAAUUAAAUCAGACUGUUUAGCUGUGGAAGGGAAGGCAUUCUCGAUGGUACAAUUUUCUGGCCUCAUGGCAUAGAAGCGUUUAAUUCCCCACCUUGGCUGGCACAUCUCUUAAAGUGUGGCCUCACAAUUAGGGCACUUUUGCAUUCGAGUUCGGGUCGUGGUGGAUUUCCCUCCGCCUGAUCGGCACGCUUGGCUACGUACGGUGCGAAAGAAGUCCAACAUGCUUCUGACUGUGUUCGCCGAUAGCUCAGCAUGAGACGUCGCGGCGCCGUCUGUGAGUGACACUUUGGCGUGUUUUAAACACAGAGAUGCACUAACGACAGUGAAUGUCGGGGCCUGCUCUGCGGUUAACGUGUGCUUGCAACCAGCGCUCAAUUUCUCACUCGAUAUGUAUACACACAAAUAUAUUCUGGAACGCUGCUCGGAUGGCGUGAAGUGGAGCUGAUCGGGGCAAGGCGCUAACCACCAGAGUACAAGCUACAGCAUGAAGUCAUUCCUUUUGAACUGCUUUUUUAGUGUUUAGUCUGUUGUCGUUCCCUCCGCACCUCUGAUUAGCGCAGUUGGCUGACGUACGGUGCGAAAGAAGUUCAACCGUACGUACAGAGUCAUCCAUAGUAAUCCCCGACAAUGCUACGCUAUUGCACCCUAUAUUCCGAUUAUCUGGUUGUGGGACCCCCUGUUGUUUGACAAGACGGAUGUCGCGUGCCAAAUAUUAUUUAGCGAACAGCGUGUUCUGGACUGUUAUUAAGCACCGGUUGUAACCGUGAACAACACGUGAUACACCAGCAGAGCCAAACAAUAUAUCUCUUUGUAUGCCGUUCUAUUAAUACGGCUACUUCUUGAUUUUGUGAUUACAAAUGUUUUGGGUUUUCAACAGCGAUAUACUUUUGUCCACGUUUUCUUGGGUCUAACGCCCUCCCCCCAUGAUGUUUUCACUCUAUCAUUGGCAAACGUGGCUUCGACAAUCCAUGUCCUUGGCACGGUGGCGAAAACGAUCACCCAGCGGGCCAACCACCACGCAUUGUAAUAUAACAUCAUCCAAUUAAUGUUACGCUAAUGCGAAUACCCCAUUAAGCUCAUGCGAAAUGGCGAUGAUCUGAUCAAUGUGAAGAUUUAAUAACGGCAUUAGCCAUUUAGAAAGUCACCCUAAUUUCAUUCACAAUGAAAAACUCCCUACUUAGAAUUUACGCCCUGUUAAACACAGUUUAAUAGCACGCUUUUUGCUAAAUAACAACUUCUGUCCCGCAUUACCAAUAACGUUCAACCAAUUCUUGGCUUGUUGGCAGUCUAACCUAAGCAGGGUGCACGCAAGGUAAUCCCCUACAACAGAACAUCAGUUGCAGGUUACUCGUUGGCGUGCAACUGUGCGGACGUCUGCAACCGAUUGCGGGCCGUGGUGCAACCGCAUUGCUCAAAGUGGACCGCGGACUCAAAUUUUCGUGCAUCGAUCUGCUCGUCGAUUCGCAGCGACGUAUUUCGACACCGCGUUUGACGCGUUUUUGCCAACCUGCGAUUGAUUGCCCGCAAUCCCACCCCGUACCGCGAGAACUUGGCAGGACCCUCCUGAAAAAGAGAGUCAUGAGCCUCGGCGAGGGUUUGCUGGGUGAAAUAAGUCUAAUAUUAAUAAUAAAGUUUAACAUGUAGGCUUUCGAGACCAAUAUCAUCCAUAAUGCAGUUUUGUUUUGGGUUAGAUCGCGUAAAUAUAUAAAUGUUUUGUUAUUAAACCCGCCACCAUCCGACACAACCAAUUAGUGAGGUUUGUCAUGUAAAACAGAACAUGCCAAUUCGUUACUCGUACAGCGCACCGGUGUGUUGGAGAGCAAAGCAACAACAUUUAGAAUGUGAGUACGACGUUGGUUGUGGUGAGUUUAACGACGCAUUUCGAUUUAAAGCUUUCGUGACUGCAGGGAUUCAUCUUCUUGGUUCUUUCGGUAAAGUCACGUAGAAGGGAAGUAAUAAAAUAAUAAAAUUAAAACAUCAUAAAAUAAUUCUCACGACGUUUCGGCCACAACGCAAGCAGCCGUCCUCAGGUGAAGACCAGGUCUGUCGGGGAGACAGCGUCUGAAUGAGUUUGUAUUAUUGUAUUACUUCCCUUCUACGUGACUUUACCGAAAGAACCAAGAACAUUUAACGACACAUUUAUAUAUUUACGCAAUCUAAUAAAAACCUGUAUUACGAAUAAUAAUACCGGCACUUCUCAGAACGCCAAGCACAUGUGUGCCACCGCUUCCCAGAACGGUUCCUACUUCUGCUGCACCGCGAUGUUUCCGAAGAGGAGAAGCGGUUAGUUUCACAGCGGGACUUCCAAUUUUCCACUUUGACUGCUGGAGGUCGGAGUGCUGAGCCACUAUCAUCGCGGAGAUCCCGGGAUUGGA
Lethenteron reissneri (Far Eastern brook lamprey) is the source of this 5799-nucleotide messenger RNA. RefSeq names its product neuronal acetylcholine receptor subunit alpha-2-like. Gene Ontology annotation, cellular component: postsynaptic membrane. Gene Ontology annotation, biological process: monoatomic ion transmembrane transport. Lineage: Eukaryota; Metazoa; Chordata; Hyperoartia; Petromyzontiformes; Petromyzontidae. The record is from RefSeq and is a predicted model, not a curated record. Gene Ontology annotation, molecular function: transmembrane signaling receptor activity; acetylcholine-gated monoatomic cation-selective channel activity.